Nylanderia fulva is the source of this 2625-nucleotide messenger RNA. The record is from RefSeq and is a predicted model, not a curated record. NCBI's taxonomy places the organism in Eukaryota, Metazoa, Arthropoda, Insecta, Hymenoptera, Formicidae.
GUAUAAAAUUCAGAAGUGGGAUAACGUACUCGCCUUCCCUUAAGAAAAUUGUACGUAUAUUUAGGGAUAGCCGCGUCCCGCAUUCCUGAGCUCGCCGUUUACCGUUUUCACGAAAACAUCACGCGACGCUCAAGGUGACGCGUAUGUUUUUGUUCCUGUGAUAACGUGCUAGGUGACUUCGAUAUUGUCUAAGACUGUGUUCGAGGCAAGAACGGGAUUCCACAUCGGACGAAGAAAUCUAUGGUUGGAACGCGAGCCCAGCGGGAUCAGUGGCAAAUAAUGGAGCGAGAUCGGCUUACAGCCCUAUCUAUGGAUGAUCUGCGACAAGAGGCCCUACGUCAUCAACUGCCAGCAACAGCUGAUCGAGAGGUGUUGAUCGAAGCGAUCUCGGCACAUUUGUCCCUCGAUAGUCCGACGGACGAAAUGAUGCCUUCUGCAUCAGGUUCCCGCACUACCACCGGGAAGAUACGCAAAGGAAGUGGCAGUGCAGAUCGGCGAGGGUCGGUGCCAUCAGUGGUCGUGACACCUGCCGCGGGAACUGCGGCGCAAACUGGGGCAUUGGACCGCCUCACUGAGACCUUGGCUGUAUUUAUGCAGCAGCAACAACAAAUGAUGGAAGAGAUACGAUCGCUAACUAUAAGAGAUAACUUUAUCCCCAGGGGACCUUCCCCAGAGCAGGAGGAAGUGGAGCAGAUUCGUUCUCCAGCAGUCAGUACAUCAUCGCCGGCACAAGCGGUGACCUUGUUAGCACCGCAAAUUCCGGAGUUCGGCGGCACGGACGAGGAAAACGUCCAUAUUUGGUCACAAAGAGUCGACAGAGUGGCUCAAGUGCAUCAUGCGUCGGAAGACGUCGUGCUCCUCGCAGCCUCUAGUAAAUUGACGAAACUCGCAAAGCAGUGGUACGAGAUGCAAUCCGGCCACGUCUUAGAGUCGUGGUACGAACUAAAGCAAGCAAUGAUAAAGAUGUUUGAUCGUCGUGUCUCGUUUACGGCCGCGAUGCAAAAAAUUGAGGCUCGAAAAUGGAAUCCGGCUAAAGAAUCAUUUGACCAAUAUUCAAUUGACAAGCUAACAUUAAUUCAUCGUUUGGAUCUCCCUAGUACAGAUGCGAUCAACUUGAUAAUCGGUGGCAUUCCGCAACAUUCACUUCGUGCAACGGCUUUGGCGUUAACCACGCAGUCUGUAGAUAAAUUCUUGGAAGCAAUGAGGAGGAUCACCUACGGUAUGGGCGACAUGGAGAAAAAAAACCAUCAUCAGAGUAAAGCCAUUAAGAAGGACUACAAAGCAGCUGACGGGAAGACACAGGGCCACAAGGACAGGCCGACCAAGGGAGCAUGCAAUUAUUGCAAAAAGGAAGGUCAUUGGAAAUCGGACUGUCCACUGCUGAAGAAGAAAGAGCGGACAGUAGCAACGGCCUCAUCCUCCUCCCCGGCACCGGAAAAGACAUCAUCUUCCACGCAGCCGACGGCAGCGGCGGUCGAGGAUAACAACAGGGAUAAGUUUUACCUCUCUGGACCGUUAAUAAUAAUUGACAAAAUCAAUAAUAUAGAUUGUAAUUUGAGCGCGCUAAUGGACACAGGAAGUCCAGUCUCAUUUGUUAGUUUGAGUAAUUUUCAGAAAUUUUUCAAUUGUACGCAAACCGCGUUAGAACCAGUCGAUCGGAAAUUUAACGCUUUGCCGAAAAAUCCGAUUAACGUCCAGGGGAAAAUUAAUUCCGUGAUUAGCUUUAAAUCAUUCCCCGAUCGUACUUACGAAGUCUGUCUUCACGUAGUUGAUUCAGAUUUUUCUGAAAUGGAUUUAAUAAUCGGACGUGAUUUCCUAGAGAACUACAAUUUAACAUUAAUUUUCCGACCGACUAGGUCCGAUUCCACUGCAUUUACGCAACUCCUUUUACAAUCGGAUGUUUGUUAUACUGAAAUGAAUGCGGAAUCUUUGUUAGAUGAGUGUGAAAUAGAUUUCGGGCUAGCGGAAAAACAACAGCUCAAAGAAGUGGUCUUAGAUUGUUUAAAUACCGAGGUUAAGGUAAUCGACGAUGACUAUUACGUAUCGGUUAAUUUGAAAGACCAUUCAACGUACGCAUUCGCACCUAGAAAAUUUGCGCUAGAGGAGCGAAAACAGAUUCGGGCGAUUACCGAUGAUUUAUUGGAACGCGGCAUUAUCAGGAACAGCACGUCUCCGUACUGCGCAAGAAUUGUUCCCGUGCGGAAGAAAAAUGGCAACCUGCGACUAUGCGUAGAUUUACGCCCACUGAAUGCGCGCAUUCUUAAACAAAAAUAUCCUUUUCCUCUGAUCGAGGAUUGUCUGGCGCAAUUGAGCGAUCGAGCGGUUUUUACAUUGCUCGAUUUAAAAGACGGGUUUCACCAAAUCAAAGUCAACCCUCAGCAUACGAAGUACUUUUCGUUCGCGACGCCCGAUGGGCAAUUUGAAUAUGUACGAUUACCCUUCGGUUUUUCGGAAGCACCCGCUGAAUUCCAAAAACGCGUCGUCCAAGUUCUGCAACCGCUCAUACGACAAGAUAAAGUUCUAGUCUAUAUUGACGACAUUUUAAUAGCAAGUCGAUCGGUAAAGGAAAAUUUGGAAGUAUUACAAGAAGUCCUAUUAGUUUUAAAAAAUACGGUUUUGAGUUGA